This is a messenger RNA of Hipposideros armiger (great roundleaf bat), 1575 nucleotides long. RefSeq names its product HYLS1 centriolar and ciliogenesis associated (gene HYLS1). The record is from RefSeq and is a predicted model, not a curated record. Gene Ontology annotation, cellular component: centriole; non-motile cilium. Gene Ontology annotation, biological process: cilium assembly. The coding region runs from base 239 to 1153 and encodes 304 amino acids. Lineage: Eukaryota; Metazoa; Chordata; Mammalia; Chiroptera; Hipposideridae. The transcript is spliced from 3 exons.
GUUAAGGCGGUGUCUGCUCGUGGGCGCGCAGUGAGCCUGCGCAAACCGCGGUGUCAACCGACCCCUGUGGGGCUGCGGGGCCAAGCUGCGGGCGGGGCUGCUAGCGGGGCUGCGAGCGGACUUUGGCGUGGCCGGUGGUACAAUAGAAGCUAACCUGAUUGAAGAAAUUUGUCAAUGAUUGUACAUUAUAGUGGAAAUAGAAUCUGGAGUCAAGAUUUUCCCACUUUAAGCAGUUUUGAUGGCAGAAAGAAGAAGGUCCUACAGUGUAGGGGAAGCAAUGGAGGAACUCAUGGGACCUGGUGGACAAAAAUGGGCCAGUAUGGAUCCAGAAGGACAAAUGUUAGCAGCCGCUAGAGCUUUCACCCGUAUCUGUGCAGGGCAGGGUGAGGGAGAUGUCAGGCGAGAAGCCCAGUCUACCCAAUAUGAUCCCUACAGCAAAGCUUCAGUAACCCCAGGAAAGCGACCUGCUCUUCCUGUGCAACUACAGUACCCACAUGCAGAAAGUCAUGCCACUUCAGAAACACACUCAGAGGCCUCCCAAAGAUGCCGGAAGCCAGUGAUGAAGAGAAAGGUGCUGCGUAGAAAGCCAGGUGGGCAAGUAUUAGUGACGGAUGAAUCAAUUGUCAGUGAAUCAGAGUCUGGUACAGAAAGUGAUAUGGAUCUCUGGGACUUACGACAAAAGUUGAUGAAUCUGCAGUUUCAGGAAGACAGGGAAUCCUCCGUUGACAUUUCAGAAAAAUUUAAUCUACCACAUGAAUACCAAGGAAUUUCUCAAGAUCAGCUCCUUUCCUAUCUACGAAGAGAAGGAAUGGACUCUCCAGCUUAUGAACAAGACCUGAUUGUUGCCAGCCGACCCAAGUCCUUUAUUCUCCCAAGGCUGGACCAGUUAAGCCGCAACCGGGGCAAGAUAGACCGGGUAGCCCGCUAUUUUGAGUAUAAACGAGACUGGGACUCAAUACGGUUACCUGGUGAAGAUCAUAGGAAGGAAUUACGCUGGGGUAUACGAGAGCAGAUGCAUUCUCAAGCAGAACCCCAAUCCAAGCCUCAGCACAUAUAUGUUCCAAACAAUUAUCUAGUACCAACUGAGAAGAAAAGAUAUGCCCUUCGUUGGGGUGUUCGUUGUGACCUUGCAAAUGGUGUCAUACCCAAGUAGCUUCCCUUCCCUCUUUCUCCUUCUUAAGUCUUUUUACCUGUCUCUCCUUUCACAGGAUUGUUUGGGAUAACCUGGUUCUUUCUCUCUUUCCUUUUAUUUAAAUAGAAACAACUAACUUGAAAACCCAUGGAACAUUUAUAGAGUAAGGAUUUCACCCAUCAUUGGUCUCUCCUAAGUAUCAGAUUCCACUUAACUGCCAAAUUACCACUCUCAAAUCCAUCAGUGCAAGAGAAAUCAUGCCUGAGAAGGAAAAACAGACCUGGCCUUUUUUUCUACUUUUCAGAUUAGUAAGCAAAGUCAGGUAGCACUAUUUUUGUCCUAUAAUCUUUUUACCUUUGGCCAAUGUGAGUUGCUGUUUUUAUUAGUGUGUUUUUAAAGUUGCUGGGCGUUAAGCUUAUCCAUUAAAGAAUUUUGGAAAUGUA